Molecule: messenger RNA, 1635 nt
Organism: Oncorhynchus nerka (sockeye salmon)
Lineage: Eukaryota; Metazoa; Chordata; Actinopteri; Salmoniformes; Salmonidae
Exons: 9
Coding region: 1-1635 (544 amino acids)
Molecular function (GO): ubiquitin-protein transferase activity
Source: RefSeq, a predicted model, not a curated record
AUGGUCCGGAACAACCACAAAGAGCUGGAGAGGCUUAAAGUAGGUGAACGUUUUGGACAAGCAACUCAGAAGGAGAGAGGAUCUGCUACAGUCAUGAUUUUGACAGAGGACAUAGAGAUGGACCUGUUUUCCGUUAUAGGCACGUUUGCUAUGCCAAUAGCAGUAAUUCCGCAAUACCAACAGGAGACAACGAGACAACAACCUGAACACCCCCUAGUAUCACUCCCGUUGGAGGAAGAUGAUAUAGGACCACCUAAACAGCAGAGGGAGACUGUUACACCUGUAAAGAUUGAGAAAGAAUCUAUACAAAGGAUUACAAAUAACACCUUUGAGAGCAUUGAGAUCGAAAUGGAGAUGUUUCCGCCCUCAGGCUUGACUGAAAGUGAUGUGGUGGAGAUCACUCCAGAUGACCCUUCUGUCAUGACCAGGACACCAGGACCAGUUGUCCCAGUCUCACCAGAACCAGUUGUCCCAGUCUCACCAGAACCAGUUGUCCCAGUCUCACCAGAACCAGUUGUCCCAGUCUCACCAGAACCAGUUGUCCCAGUCUCACCAGAACCAGUUGUCCCAGUCUCACCAGAACCGAUCCGACCAAGCAAACUGAAAUGGAGAAGAAUCACACCAGGGAAGACUUGUUUGGUGGUUAAAGAUGUGAUCUGCCUGCCACAAGGCCACUACCUGGCUCAGGAGGACAGGCACAGUGUCCCCAGAGGCCAGGAGAGGGACGAGCUCGCUGCCAUGGGCCUCAUCGCUAGGAUAACCAUAGACAACUCCUGGCUCCAUCAUGAAAUGGAGAGCCGCCUUGCCUCACUGUUCAGGAGCCGCUUCUUCAGUGGACGCGAACAAAGAUUCACCUUCACAUACCUUCAGUGUCUGCAGAGCUCUCGUGUGCUGUUUGUUCCAGACACCCCACCACAGUUCUCCUGGAGUGGGGAACAGGUUUUGCGGAUAGCAGGACAUGGCCCCCUUUAUAUUCUCAGUCACUAUGAUUUCAUGAGCUUUGAGAUAGAAUGUGAGUGGCCAACAAACAACGCACCAGUAAUUAACAGUCAUGAUUUCUUGGUGGAUGACAAUGAGGAUGAGGAGGAGGAGGAGAGAAGUGUAGAGUCUCCCCUGCCUGUCACCACUGAUGAGGAGGUCAUUUCGGACCUGGUCACCAUCCUCCAAACAUACAGAGAACAAAACUCAAUGCCUGAAAUCCAAACACACAUGUAUGUGAGGCGGAGAGACAUCUUCAGAAGUGCACUCAAGGUGAUGAGGAAGAAGUCAUUCUCCAUCAAGACAACUCCUCUCUUCCACUUCCUAGGAGAGGAUGUUGAUGACUAUGACGGCCCUUUGAGAGAGUUUUUCAGACUCAUCAUGUUAGAGUUGCAGGAGAGCGGUAUCCUGGAGGGUCGCCCGGGGCAUCUGUUGUUUGCCUGCAACCAGGCUGCCCUGGAGGAGAGGAGGUACUACGCUGCAGGAGUCAUGGUGGCCUGGUCUCUGCUGCAUGAUGGUCCUGGACCAUGCUGCCUACACCAGUCCCUCUACCAGCUCAUGUGUGGCCAAAGCCCUCCCCUGGAAGACUUCAACUGGAUGGACAUCUCUGAUGUGGAUGUACAGAUGAAACUGCAACAGGUACAACACAAGACAUAA